AUGGCCAAAAAAGGUGGAAAGAAGAAGCUGCAGAAAGCCAGGGCCGAGAAUGGCGCCGAAAGUAAUCCCGAAAACGCUUCCCAAAACGGAAACUUCGACCAGCCCUCGUCCACCGAGUCUAACUUAGACUCAACAGGGUCUACUGAAGAAAGAGACAAUGACGACGAUGACGAAUUUGCCGAUUCCCACGAGGCACAUACUCAGGAGGAUACUACGGUCUUGGAGGAGCCCGUGGCAGAAGAAUCUGUUGCUCCUGGAGCUUUCCCGGCGGAUCCAGAACCAGAAACUACCAUAGUGGAAGAUACCACGUUACCUCCAAGAGAUGGAAUCCAUACCGUUGUGGAAACUGGGUUAUCUAAAAGUGAUGCUCCGCCUACAGAGGCCCCUUCGUCGUUGCUUGCGGCCAGACAGAACGAGAUUACCAUUAAGUUUGACUCGAAGGAUGCUGCUGCCCGUUCAGCCAUUGAGUCUGGUCGUGAGAGCAUUGUAAAGACUUUCAAUGGCAUUAAGAGCACUAUAGGAUCAGCGCCCGAGCUUAUGGGCGGCGUGGAUAUCGAUUGGGACUUCUGGGCACGUGUUGUUGAAAACUACGACGAGUUAGUCCAGGAGGAACCGCAGUCGGUGCAGCGUGCUGUGGCAGAUGGUAUUCCUAAAGAGUUUAGGGGUAUUGUGUGGCAGCUCGUGAGUCGUUCGAAGAACCUUCAACUCGAGGAGCUCUACUUCCACUUAAAGAAUGAACAGUCUGUCCAUGAACGGGCGAUCAAGAGAGACUUGUCUCGUACGUCGUUCUUUACCAACGUCAAUGCUGCCAAUAAGGCUGACGAAUUGUUCAAUGUGAUCAAAGUAUAUUCGCUUUUCGACCCUGACGUCGGGUACACUCAGGGCAUGGUAUUUAUUGUUGUGCCGUUGGUGAUGAACAUGAACGAGGCUGAGUGUUUCUGUUUACUUGUCACCUUAAUGAAGGACUACGGCCUUCGGGAUUUGUUCUGUCCAGAAAUGCAAGGCUUGCACUUGUUGCUUCACCAGUUCGAUCGUUUGCUUGAACAGUGUCUGCCUAUUUUAUAUAACCAUUUGGUGCGCCAGGGCAUUCGACUGCUGAUGUACGCAUCCCAAUGGUUCCUAACGUUCUUUAGUUAUAAGUUCCCAUUGGAUGUGGUGUUAAGGAUAUUUGACAUGGUCAUAACUCAGGGCAUUGAAGCUGUGCUUCGUUUGGCGGUGAAUUUGAUGUUGCGCAAUGAAUCGAACUUGCUUCGACUCAACUUUGACGCUCUUCUUGAAUUCUUGAAGCUCAAUCUUUUUAAUAUUUAUGUCAGUGAUGAAUUUGUCGCUUCGGCAGAGAAGCCAGAAAACAAGAGAUUCUCUCUUUUGGGCCGCAAGAAUACCACCAAAACCGGUGCAAACUAUUAUAAACUUGAUGCUUUCGUGAAGGAUGCUAUGCUUGUGGAUGUAUCUCCUGCUGAUAUUAACCGUUUCAAGGCAGAAUUCCAGCUUCUAUGUGAGAAGGACGCUGCCAGAACCGAGGAGAUCGAGGAGUACAGAAAGAAGAACGGCGAAUUGCGCUACGAAAUCAAACAGCUCGAGACCGAAUUCUACACCAUCAACAAAGACCACAUGAACGUGGUUCAGGAAUUGGUGAACACAAAGGUCGUGUUGCCUGACGUUCUAGGCGACAUUGAAGAGCUAGAAGCACAGGCCAUCUCGCUUGAGAAGGAUAUCCAAGAGCUAGAAGCCAAGGUUGAGAAACUGAGCACACUGCUUCCGCAAGACGUUGACUCGAAGAUCCAGGAUCUUUUAACGGAAAACGCUAAAGAGACAGAGAGGUUUGCCGAGCUCGAGGAGAAGUUCCACGAGUUAUCGAUAGAGAACAAGAACGUUGACGCAGAGUUGAAGCAGAGAGGUGGGAAGAAGUGGUUUUGGUAA
Molecule: messenger RNA, 1920 nt
Organism: Candidozyma haemuli
Lineage: Eukaryota; Fungi; Ascomycota; Pichiomycetes; Serinales; Metschnikowiaceae
Gene: GYP5
Product: Gyp5p
Exons: 1
Coding region: 1-1920 (639 amino acids)
Source: RefSeq, a predicted model, not a curated record